This is a messenger RNA of Bicyclus anynana (squinting bush brown), 1886 nucleotides long. RefSeq lists its product as uncharacterized. Lineage: Eukaryota; Metazoa; Arthropoda; Insecta; Lepidoptera; Nymphalidae. Gene Ontology annotation, molecular function: nucleic acid binding. The record is from RefSeq and is a predicted model, not a curated record. The transcript has 2 exons. The coding region runs from base 830 to 1567 and encodes 245 amino acids.
CAACAAAUAAAUUUCAGAGGAUAAAUACUCGACCACAAUAACCUCAUUAUUAUCAUUUUAUCCUCUGAGUAAAAGUACAAUGACGUAAAACGUCAUUUCAUAACAUGUCAAAAUAAAUAGACAAGAAAACAAAGUGACAGACGUCAAUUCAUAAAAACGUCACACUCACAUUAGGAACAGACCUCAUCAACGACGGACUCAUAAACCUACAUAUCAAAUUCUGCAACAUCAUUCAUAUAUUCAAAAAUAGAAUCAAGAAGAAGCAAGAAAACCGAAGAUAGAAACCUGCACCUAUAAAAUAUUAUAGUCAGUAUUCAACAAGUGGUCCUUCGAGUAAAGAAAAAUCUUCGAUUUUCAAGCAAAUUCAAGAUUCGAAAAUUGGAAAACCAACGGUCUUCUAUGCCGGCCUUUCUUCAGAACAGUGAGUCCGUUCCGAUUUUAUCUUAUCCUGUCCUACUAUCCUCCUAAUCUUCUAUUUAAGAUUGCCUUAUUUGCGAUAGAUAGGUCGCUUAUUUCGGCGUAAUACAAAAUACUCGAACAAAAUUUAAAAAAAAACGGUCAUAUUUUUGAAUAUUCAUCACUUCGUUCAUUUAUUCAUAGUCGUACUUCAAUACACGUAGUAAACUUAUUUUCAAUAAUAAUUAAGUUUCUUAGGUCGUAAAUUGACCUUAAGGGACAACAGUGUGUUUUUGCCCUUAGUCGCCCGCGGUCACGGUCAAGGUCAUCGCCACCGGUGUCACGUCUUUAUUUACUAAGAUUUAUACAUUUAAAAUCAGUGAAUUGACUACUAUUAGUGCAUAUUUAACGUUAUAAAUCCAUAUAAAUAAAAAUGUGUGAUGCAAAAAUCAAAGAUUUAGUCAAAAAGCGUGGUUCGAUUAAGUCAAGACUUACACAAUUUUCAACAUUUUUAUCAUUAUUAAAUAGUGGUGAACACCUAAGUGAUAUACAAAUAAAGGAGUUAGAGUGUCGUUUUCCGUAUAGUCCUCAUUUUGGCGGUAUCUGGGAAGCCGCUGUUAAGUCAGUUAAACACCAUUUGCGCAGAGUGCUUUCUUUGACUCACUUUGAUUAUGAAGAAAUGGCGACCUGCUUGGCGCAGAUAGAGGCAGUUUUAAAUUCGCGUCCCCUCACACCUUUAUCCACAGACCCUUCCGACCUUUCCUAUUUAUCUCCAUCUCACUUCCUCAUCGGACGACCACUGUUAGCAACAGCACGGGCAAACCUCUUAGACAAAGAAGUCAAUCGUCUCCAGCGAUAUCAACGAGUGGAGAAACUUCGUCAACACUUUUGGCAGAGAUAUUCGUUGGAAUACGUUUCGUUGCUUCAAACUAAAGGCAAAUGGAGGCAAUCAAUGGACAAACUAAAGAUCGGAGCCCUCGUCUUAGUAAAGGAUCGCACACAGCCACCUCUUCUUUGGCUUAUGGGUCGAGUCACAAACAUCAUUUACGGCGGCGACUCCAUCGGCAGGGUGGCUCAACUGAACACGAAGAAAGGCAUUAUCACGCGAGCCUUCAACAACAUAUGCCCACUUCCCUUGGACGACAUCAGCCCGGGGGGGAGCAUGUUGUGAAACAACAAAUAAAUUUCAGAGGAUAAAUACUCGACCACAAUAACCUCAUUAUUAUCAUUUUAUCCUCUGAGUAAAAGUACAAUGACGUAAAACGUCAUUUCAUAACAUGUCAAAAUAAAUAGACAAGAAAACAAAGUGACAGACGUCAAUUCAUAAAAACGUCACACUCACAUUAGGAACAGACCUCAUCAACGACGGACUCAUAAACCUACAUAUCAAAUUCUGCAACAUCAUUCAUAUAUUCAAAAAUAGAAUCAAGAAGAAGCAAGAAAACCGAAGAUAGAAACCUGCACCUAUAAAAUAUUAUAGUCAGUAUUCA